CUGCCACUCACGGUGUGGCCUUGGGCAAGUCCCUUAUUCUGUCUGUGCCUUCAUUUCCUUCCCAGUCCAGAGAGGGCAGUUUGAUUUGAUAAUUUUAAAGGUGCCUUUUACCAAAAUUUUGUGAUUUCUUGAAAAUGAUGUUUGCGAGUCACCCACACCUUUGGGGAUGAGAGACUAAUAGCAGAUACCCUCAGAGAUUGGGAUGGAGAUUACUGAGCUUUCUUAUAUAUGCCAUUGGUUGUCAUUUAUACUCUUCUGAGGUUUUCAGAACAGGAAAAUAGGUGGGGUUAACUCUGCCCGUGAGAAACAUCUUGAGCGAACUAUGAUUUCAGUUGAAAGAUGUGUUUUUGUGAGUAGAGCACCGCAGAAGAACUGAAGACUGUUGUGUGCUCCCCGCAGAAGGGGCUGCCAUGAUCCUUUCCUCCUAUAACACCAUCCAGUCGGUUUUCUGUUGUUGCUGUUGCUGUUCAGUGCAGAAGCGACAAGUGAGAACACAGAUAAGCCUGAGCACAGAUGAAGAGCUUCCAGAAAAAUACACCCAGCAUCGCAGGCCGUGGCUCAGCCAAUUGUCAAAUAAGAAGCAAUCCAACACGGGCCGUGUGCAGCCGUCAAAACGAAAGCCACUGCCUCCCCUCCCACCCUCUGAGGUUGCUGAAGAGAAGAUCCAAGUCAAGGCACUUUAUGAUUUUCUGCCCAGAGAACCCUGUAAUUUAGCCUUAAGGAGAGCAGAAGAAUACCUGAUACUGGAGAAAUACAAUCCUCACUGGUGGAAGGCAAGAGACCGUUUGGGGAAUGAAGGCUUAAUCCCAAGCAACUAUGUGACUGAAAACAAAAUAACUAAUUUAGAAAUAUAUGAGUGGUACCAUAGAAACAUUACCAGAAAUCAGGCAGAACAUCUAUUGAGACAAGAGUCUAAAGAAGGUGCAUUUAUUGUCAGAGAUUCAAGACAUUUAGGAUCCUACACAAUUUCCGUAUUUAUGGGAGCUAGAAGAAGUACGGAGGCUGCCAUAAAACAUUAUCAGAUAAAAAAGAAUGACUCAGGACAGUGGUAUGUGGCUGAAAGACAUGCCUUUCAAUCAAUCCCUGAGUUAAUCUGGUAUCACCAGCACAAUGCAGCCGGUCUCAUGACUCGUCUCCGAUAUCCAGUUGGGCUGAUGGGCAGUUGUUUACCAGCCACAGCUGGGUUUAGCUACGAAAAGUGGGAGAUAGAUCCAUCUGAGUUGGCUUUUAUAAAGGAGAUUGGAAGCGGUCAGUUUGGAGUGGUCCAUUUAGGUGAAUGGCGGUCACAUAUCCAGGUAGCUAUCAAGGCCAUCAAUGAAGGCUCCAUGUCUGAAGAGGAUUUCAUUGAAGAGGCCAAAGUGAUGAUGAAAUUAUCUCAUUCAAAGCUAGUGCAACUUUAUGGGGUCUGUAUACAGCGGAAGCCCCUUUACAUUGUGACAGAGUUCAUGGAAAAUGGCUGCCUGCUUAACUAUCUCAGGGAGAAUAAAGGAAAGCUUAGGAAGGAAAUGCUACUGAGUGUAUGCCAGGAUAUAUGUGAAGGAAUGGAAUAUCUGGAGAGGAAUGGCUAUAUUCAUAGGGAUUUGGCGGCGAGGAAUUGUUUGGUCAGUUCAACAUGCAUAGUAAAAAUUUCAGACUUUGGAAUGACAAGGUACGUUUUGGAUGAUGAGUAUGUCAGUUCUUUUGGAGCCAAGUUCCCAAUCAAGUGGUCCCCUCCUGAAGUUUUUCUUUUCAAUAAGUACAGCAGUAAAUCUGAUGUCUGGUCAUUUGGAGUUUUAAUGUGGGAAGUUUUUACAGAAGGAAAAAUGCCUUUUGAAAAUAAGUCAAAUUUGCAAGUCGUGGAAGCUAUUUCUGAAGGCUUCAGGCUAUAUCGCCCUUACCUGGCACCAAUGUCCAUAUAUGAAGUCAUGUACAGCUGCUGGCAUGAGAAACCUGAAGGCCGCCCUACAUUUGCCGAGCUGCUGCGGGCUGUCACAGAGAUCGCAGAAACCUGGUGACAGGAAACGGAAUGCCAACCCAAAGAGUCAUCUUGCAAAACUGUCAUUUAUUGUGAAUAUCUUCACCAUAUGGGGUCACUUAUGGUGAAUAUCUUUCUUCAGAGUUGCUGACUCUUGAAAACAGUGCAAAGAUCACAGUUUUUAAGUUUUAAAAAUUUAAGAAUAUUCACACAAUCGUUUUUCUAUGUGUGAGAGGGACUUGCACACUCUUAUUUUUCUGUAAAAUAUUUCACAUCCCAAAUGUGAAGAAGUGAAAAAGACUUCGCAGCAGUCUUCAUAGUGGUGCUCUUCAUGAUCAUAGCCCCAGGAACCCUUGAGGUUCUUCUUCACAAGGCUGAGAGUGCUUCCUUCUUGAAGACGAGUGACAUUCAUCACUUCAGUGAUCCAUGCAUAGAAUAUGAAAAUAAAUUCUUCCAACUCAUGGGAUAAAGGGGACUCCCUUGAAGAAUUUCAUGUUUUUGGGCUGUAUAGCUCUUUACAGAAAAUGCACCUGUAUAAACCACAUGAAUGUUAGUAUUCUGGAAAUGUCUUUUGUUAAUAUAAUCUUCCCAUGUUAUUUAACAAAUUGUUUUUGCAUAUAUCUGAUUAUAUUGAAAGCAGUUUUUUGCAUUCGAGUUUUAAACACUGUUAUAAAAUGUAGCCAAAGCUCACCUUUGAACAGAUCCCGGUGACAUUCUAUUUCCAGGAAAAUCCGGAACCUGAUUUUAGUUCUGUGAUUUUACACUUUUUACAUGUGAGAUUGGACAGUUUCAGAGGCCUUAUUUUGUCAUACUAAGUGUCUCCUGUAAUUUUCAGGAAGAUGAUUUGUUCUUUCCAGAAGAGGAGACAAAAGCAAGAUAGCCAAAUGUGACAUCAAGCUCCAUUGUUUCGGAAAUCCAGGAUUUUGAAUUCGAGAUGAAACAACCAGCAAUCACAGUUAAAUCUUAACUUUGCCUGCACUCUUUGUAGGAAUGAUCAGAAAUUUAUCUUUAUCAUUCUGAGUGCUUCAGGAGUACAACAGGAAGAAAGAUACUGGAGAAAGCACAAGUGUAAUCACCAUGAAGUCUGACAACAGGAGCCCAUUAUUUGCGUACUGUCCCACCCUGUAUCAUGGUUCUCUGGGAACAAGCUUUAUGAUUCUCAUUAGAGUUUAAAUUGUUGAUUGUCAGUAGUUGCGACUUUUAAAUUAUAUUUCCCCCACUCAAAGAAUGGUAUCUUUAUAUAUCAAUGACAUUCAAUAAAUGUGUAUUAUUUCUAAUGAGAAUCAGUUACAACAAGAGACUUGAUAGUUCAAGUAGUGGUCUCAGAAAUGUUUGGGCUGAAUGUGGUGGCUCAUGCCUAUAAUCCCAGCACUUUGGGAGGCCAAGGUGGGAAGAUAACUUGAGCCCAGUUUGAGACCAGCCUGGGCAACAAAGUGAGAUCCUGUCUCUAUUAAAAGAAAAAAGAAAAAAAGAAAAAAAAGCUAGGUGUAGUGGUGCAUGCAUGCACGUAGUCCCAGCUACUUGGGAGGCUGAGACAGGAGCCCAGGAGAUCAAGGCUGCAGUGAGCCAUGAUUGUGCCACUGCACUCCAGCCUGGGUGAUAGAGCGAGACCCUGUCUCAAAAACAGAAACAAGUUUGUAUGAGAUGCUAGGCUGUUUCUGAGACUCUCACAUCCCCUUUCCUAUGACUCCUGUUACAGUGAGGAGAGACAGAAGGCUCUUAUUACUGAGACCUCAAUUCACAUAACAUGAAUGUACAUAAGAUAGUCUAGCUCAAGAAGACAUGAGACUACUAAACAGCAAAAGCAGAUGGAAGGGAGGUUAAUGUUAUGACAUAGGAAAUAAUGUAGUAUCAAUAUAUGGCUGCAGUAAGUUGCCCUUUCCAGGUUUUACUCAGCUUGGAAGUCCCCAUUUCUCUC
Molecule: messenger RNA, 3872 nt
Organism: Pan troglodytes (chimpanzee)
Lineage: Eukaryota; Metazoa; Chordata; Mammalia; Primates; Hominidae
Gene: TXK
Product: TXK tyrosine kinase
Exons: 15
Coding region: 411-1994 (527 amino acids)
Biological process (GO): protein phosphorylation
Molecular function (GO): protein tyrosine kinase activity; ATP binding; protein binding
Source: RefSeq, a predicted model, not a curated record